UAAACAAAUCAACAAGCUGUGGUGUAAUCGUUUUAAAAAUUAUUUUCUUCUGUAUAUAUGGUUCUGAAGAAUCCAUAUGUAAUUAAUUAGAUGAAAUCACAAUGGAUGAAUCUCUGGGUGCUCAAUAUGCAAUACAAAUAGCUGUCCACACUUUGAGAGACAGGUGCAAAAAUCUGCAACAAAGGAUUGCUACAUUGGAAGAUGAAAAUGUUGCUCUCCGAAGUAAGUGUACCCAGAUCGAGGAAAACGAGCAACAUUCACUCUCAGAAAUGGAUAAGCUGAGAGUUCAGAUAGCUGAGACAACAGAACAGCAUGAGCAACUGCAAGAUAGAGUCAGAAUGGUGUCAUCAGAAAACCAAGACUUGUGGGGUAAACUGGGGAAACUGAUUGACAUCAACAAAAACUUGAGAAACCAACUCAACAAAAUAAAUGAAACUGUUGAUCAACACAUAACACCCACUCAUACUGUUCUAAUAAGAUCUAAAACCUUUACUCAACAUGAGCCCCAAACUAAGUUUCCUCAAAAAAACCUAGACAUCAAUGAGAAGAUUAGCUUAGAAUUGGAAAAUAUAUCAUUGAAAUUGACUGACAAUUUUUCAAAACAGAAAAUUGAAUUGGAAAGGAUGUGUUCAGAGAUUGAUGAAAUGCAGUGUGAUAAUGGUAUCAUCACAGAAAAUUUUGGUUUCUGUUUUGAUGACCAAUUAGAGGAGGAUGUAGUUGAUGAUUUAAAUGUUGCACUUGAAGAUUUGAGAUUGCUCAAAGAGCAAGUGUUGACUCAGAAAGAAAUUUUAGAGAAAAACCUUAGGAAUAUGCAAACAAUACAGAAUAACAAAGCACUACAGAGCUGCAAAUCCUGUGAUAUGAAGAGAAUUCAUCAGUGUGAAAAGGCUACUUCCACAGUUGAUAUUCCUAAAACAGGUGUUGACAAAUGUACAGAAGCACUGCUUUUUGGACAAGAUGAGAAAUCCAGUUCUAAACUAAAACAGUCCACAGAAGUGGAAAAAAUUUGCCCUAUUUGUAGUAGACAUUUCAAAAAAGAUACUGAUUUUAUUGAGUUUCAGCAACAUGUUGAAAACCACUUCAUUGUUGAUAGCAACUCUCAUGAAAUAUCAUAGUUAGUAGUAUUUAUUAGUCAUUUGUGGAGGUAUAUUAUUUUUUAUUUAUGACCAUUUAUUUUUUUGUAUAUAAAUGCAACAUGUUGUGGAAGAAAUUAUUGAACAUUUUGAGAUUAAAAGCUGUGUUAAAAGUAA
This is a messenger RNA of Phaedon cochleariae (mustard beetle), 1250 nucleotides long. The record is from the annotation of a GenBank genome assembly. NCBI's taxonomy places the organism in Eukaryota, Metazoa, Arthropoda, Insecta, Coleoptera, Chrysomelidae.